This is a messenger RNA of Hydractinia symbiolongicarpus, 1432 nucleotides long. Its product is annotated as rho GTPase-activating protein gacU-like. Lineage: Eukaryota; Metazoa; Cnidaria; Hydrozoa; Anthoathecata; Hydractiniidae. The coding region runs from base 1 to 1101 and encodes 366 amino acids. The record is from RefSeq and is a predicted model, not a curated record. The transcript has 3 exons.
AUGGCGGACAUGUCAGACGUAGAAAAUAUUAACGAUGAAUUUAAUUCAGAACUACAGUGCUCUAUUGGUCAGGAAUUGGAUCAAGAUACAGAUGAUCGAACACUCGAAGAUAUCUCAGUAGAAUCAAAUUUAAACUUAGAUAUUGUACGUAAGUCUUUAUCACGUUUAGUUGAAGCAGGAAAGUUGACGAAGAGGUUGUAUCGGAGUAAUGACACCUACACACCGGUAGACCACAGUAGUAGCAAAACGUUGACAGUGAAUAAAUCUUGUAAAGAACCUAUUUAUGCUGAGAACAACGAGGGAAAUGUUUCAUACGACGCUGGUGACGACGCCAUAGACUUCAAGAAAUUCGUGUUUGAUAAACUAGUUUCACUGCAACAUGAAAUUGAACAACUUAAAGAUAACACAGACAGUUCUCAAGAUAAAACAGACAGUUCUCAAGAAAUCAUCAAGGGCAAGGACGCUAUAAUUAAUUUGUUAAGGGAGAAAAACCGUUUUUUAAGACAGGAAGAUCUAGAACUCGUAAAAGUGUUACAAGCUGGCUCUCUACAUCAAAAUGAGAAACAUCAAAGAGAAAAACAUCAAAAAUUAAAAAAUCAAAAAACAAUUAGCAACAACAUAUCGAACUCUCCGUCGUUAAACGAUAAAGAACAAAAUAAAUCACAACCAAGGAACACGGUAGGAGAGCCGAAAAGUCAGGAUCAGAAGCGUAAAAAUAUUGAAUCAAGAAAUAAUGAAUCUAAAACCACCAACAAUAACAUAAACAAUAAAAAACAUGUGAUAAUAAUUGGAGAUUCAAUGGUUAAAGAAAUAAAUCCACGGGGUAUUUCCCGCUAUCAUAAGGUCGACGUCAGAAGCCACUCUGCAGCUACAACAUCAGACUUAAUUGACCAUAUCAAACCUUAUGUUAGAAAGAAACCCGAUAUCAUAGUAAUUCAUAUCGGAACAAAUGACUUAACAAAUAAAGUUAACACACGGAAGAAAAUAAAGAACGUAAUAGCUGCUAUUCGAGAAAUUGACAGAGAUCAAAAUAUCGAGAUUAUAUUAUCAAGCAUAAUUGGCAGAAAAGAUCAAGAUCUAACGGCAAAAUUAAGUCCGUGAAUGAAAACCUUAAAAGUUAUUGUGAAAGUAAAGAGCUUCAUGCACAAAACCUCUUCGAAUGUUUGGCAUGAUAACACAACAAAUUAGCAGGUUGUCAUCAAAUAUUUUGGUGGCGAGCGGAAAUUCUUAGAGCCCCCAGGGCUUCUUGUUUAUAAAUUAAAAUAAAGUUGUAAAUAAAUAUUUAAUAUAACCUCGUUCACAGGCUCUCUUGCCUUUCUUUACAAGAAAGCAAAAGCUGGAUCGCCUGUUGACUAGGUUAGCUGGUUUUUAUUAGUCUAGUAAUUAGUCUUGUAACCAACUUAAAAUAAAGAAUACAUACAUACAUUGGCAA